Molecule: messenger RNA, 4446 nt
Organism: Dromiciops gliroides (monito del monte)
Lineage: Eukaryota; Metazoa; Chordata; Mammalia; Microbiotheria; Microbiotheriidae
Gene: GPT2
Product: glutamic--pyruvic transaminase 2
Exons: 12
Coding region: 169-1758 (529 amino acids)
Biological process (GO): biosynthetic process
Molecular function (GO): L-alanine:2-oxoglutarate transaminase activity; pyridoxal phosphate binding
Source: RefSeq, a predicted model, not a curated record
CUGCGGGAUCCGCAAGCCGGGAGCCGGGAGCCCGCCGCGGGUGAUGCUGCUGCUGCCGCCGCCGUUGCCGCCUGUAUCGAGGCCAGCUUGAGGAGAGCGCGCUGGGUUUAGGCGCGGGAAGGAGGAGUAGCCAGGGUCCCGGGUAGCGGGCAGAGGAGCGCCGGAGUCAUGCAGCGGGCGGCGGGGUUGGUGCUGGGGCUGCGCGCCGGCUGCUGCCAGCGCUCCACGGGCUGGGGCCGGGGCCGGUCCCGAGGCUGGAGCAGCGCGGCUGCCGAGGCCUCGGCGAUGCUGAAGCUGCGGCCGGAGAAGAACGGGCGCGAGAGGAUCCUGACGCCCGAGUCCAUGAAUCCGCGGGUGAAGGCGGUGGAGUAUGCUGUGCGGGGGCCCAUCCUACUCAAAGCUGGCGAGAUCGAGAUGGAGCUGCAGCGGGGCAUCAAAAAGCCUUUCACAGAAGUCAUAAAAGCCAACAUUGGUGAUGCCCAUGCGAUGGGCCAACAGCCAAUUACCUUCCUUCGACAGGUGGUGGCUCUUUGCACAUAUCCAAACCUGUUGGACAGCCCUAGCUUCCCAGAGGAUGCCAAGAACCGAGCAAGGAGGAUCUUAAAGGCCUGUGGGGGGAACAGCCUGGGGUCCUACAGUGCAAGCCAGGGUGUCAACUGCAUCCGAGAAGAUGUGGCUGCCUACAUCGAGAGGAGAGAUGGUGGUGUGCCUGCAGACCCUGACAACAUUUACCUGACAACGGGAGCUAGCGAUGGCAUUUCUACAAUUCUAAAGCUUCUGGUGUCUGGUGGAGGAAAGUCUAGAACUGGAGUGAUGAUCCCCAUACCCCAGUAUCCCCUGUACUCAGCUGUCCUUUCGGAGUUGGCUGCCAUCCAGGUGAACUAUUACCUGGAUGAAGAAAACUGCUGGGCUCUAGAUGUCAAUGAGCUCCGACGGGCCUUGACUGAAGCUAAGGAGUACUGUAACCCCAAAGUCCUCUGCAUCAUCAACCCUGGGAACCCGACAGGUCAGGUCCAGAGCAGAAAGUGCAUUGAAGAAGUGAUUCACUUUGCUUGGGAAGAGAAACUCUUCCUCUUGGCUGAUGAGGUAUACCAGGACAACGUCUAUCCCAAAGACUGCCAAUUUCAUUCCUUCAAGAAGGUUCUCUAUGAGAUGGGGCCAGAGUACUCAAGCAAUGUGGAGCUUGCUUCCUUCCACUCCACCUCCAAAGGCUACAUGGGCGAGUGUGGCUACCGAGGAGGCUACAUGGAAGUGAUCAAUUUACAUCCAGAGAUUAAGGGACAGCUCGUCAAGAUGCUCUCUGUCCGGCUCUGCCCCCCAGUGUCUGGACAGGCAGCCAUGGAUAUUGUUGUGAACCCCCCUGUGCCUGGAGAGGAGUCUUUUGAGCAGUUCAAUAGGGAAAAGGAAUUCGUCCUGAGCAAUCUUGCCCAAAAAGCAAAACUUACAGAAGAUUUAUUUAACCAAGUCCCAGGAAUUCACUGUAAUCCAUUACAAGGAGCCAUGUAUGCCUUUCCCAGGAUCUUCAUCCCAACGAAAGCAAUUGAGACAGCUAAGGCCCAUAACAUGGCUCCAGACAUGUUUUACUGUAUGAAGCUUCUGGAAGAAACUGGAAUCUGUGUGGUACCUGGCAGUGGCUUUGGCCAGAGGGAAGGGACAUACCACUUAAGAAUGACCAUCCUGCCUCCUGUGGAAAAGCUAAAGAUUGUCCUGGAAAAGGUGAAGGAUUUCCACAUGAAGUUUCUUGAGAAGUAUGCGUGAGGCCCAAGGCAGCACUGCCCAAACAACAGAGGACCUGGGGGGGUUGUUUCGAAUUUGCCCGGAUCCAGAGAAGCCGUGGAUCAGGAAGCUUGUCAGAUCAGAACGAUUCUUCCCCAACAACUCUGCUGAGCAUCUUGCCUGGGGGACUUUGUGAUGUUCAUCUUUGGUUUGGCUGUAGGAGACUUCUUGUGCCUUGAUGAUGAGAAUACUUCUCUUCCAUGUUUCUGUUUCCAAUCAAGCUGGGAAUGGGGCACAAUUCAGAAAGCCCCAUAGGCCCUGGUAUCCAGAGAGCUGACACAUGGACUUGAUCAGCAGGCAUGGCCAAGCAGUGCCCUCUGAUUUCAUUUUGAAAAUCCUAUUGAGUUUAUAAAACAAAACAAAACAAAAAGUUAUGUUGUUCUAAGUGGUUUCCAGUCUAGGACAAAAAGCAGGUGCCAGAGAAUGUCUUAACUUCAGUAAGUAUUGGGUAGCUGAGGUCUGAGGCUAUGAUUGAUGUUAUCUAUACAAUAAAACUAUUCAGAAAUAAGACUGAGGAUGUUGAAAGGCCCAGAGAGAGAACCUUUUCCUUAAGUAUAUCAAUGAAGUUUAGAAAGUAAAAAGACCCGACUGCUCCAGGCCUUAAGUGGAUGGGGGUCCCAGGUAGGUUUGUCGAAGUGGGGUGUGCCAGAAGAGGAAGGAGAUGGAGACAUGGAGAUGUGAAUCUCUGAGCUCAGCAAUAAAACCACUUGGGAAAAAUGACAUACAGAUUUUGUUCCCAUGGAGAGCUUCAGGCAACAUUAAGUGUCCUAUUGGACACUGACGGUUCAUUACCCCUGUGCUGUAAGAGGCUUCUCUUGGGGGUUUUGGGGUGUUGGACUGAGGGACUCAGGUUAUACCCACCCUGGCACUCCUGUUGGGAAAGUUCAUGGGUUUAAGGGACUAUCUGCCUGUCACCCUGUGAUUUUUCUGCUCCAAAAGAAUCUCCUUUGCAAAUUGUCUCAGGGGAUGUAAAGACUGGCUUGUCUGCCCUUCCUCUCAGCACAGCUGGAAAUGGGACCCAGAAGAAUAAAGUUAUGGUGAUACGGUUCAGGCUGUGCUUGGUAGGCCCUUCAGCAAUCUCUAUUGGCUAAAGUCUUAAGCAUUAAGGGCCUAGUAACUCUGGCUCCCCCAUCCCCAGUGUCUCCAUCCCCCCCAAAAAAACCAGACCAAUUGAUUGCAAGGUUUUUUUUCCCCUUGUCUGACUUUUAAAUUAAUACGAGGCUAAGUCUAUUCCCUUUAGAAGCUGCUUCACACAAUAUAACCUGCUUUCCCUUAUUUGGGGAAAUUUCCAGAUGGAGCUAAUUAGGGUGGAGGGAGAUUUUGAGGGAAGACACAGAUCUGAUAUCUCUCAGGAAACAGCCGUAGACUGGAUCCAGAGUAAGGGAUCGGUGGGCAAGGAAUCUCCCCUCUUCCCUCCUCUGAUUCCCAGCCCCCUUCUGACAUUUUGGUAUUCAGGUUGGGCAGCCAAGAAAGACUUAAUCAACUGGGGAAAAGACCUUGCAGUAGGUAAUCUCAGUCCCUUGUUCUAUUCUCAUAUAACACCCCUAUCUUUUAUUAAUCCUAACCCUCUUCAGUGUAUAGUUACAGAAACCUGGGAUAGAAGGCUCAGACACUCAUCACUUACUCCCUCAAAAGGAAUUGUCAGGGAGGUGAGCUCUUAAAGUAGUCUUCCUCACUAAAACUUCCUCUCUCUGCUUGCAUGGGCUGGGGGAGUGCAGGACAGAGCAAGGAGAGGAAAACCAAUUGGGAAGUUGUUGCAGGACUUUUAUUCUACCAUUAUUCGCAAGCAUCAGAUUUAUUUUGAAGGCAGUAGCCAAGUUCUUAGACAUCAAAAGGGAAGGGUUGAAGGUUUUUUCCCCCUUAAGAAUUUUUGCACUUAUACAUGCUCUAUAUGAUAGCAAAAUGUCCAAAAGUAGUUGGAGAUGACUGGUUGACUGCUAAGAAAAGGCAACCAGGACUGAAUAAUGCUGUAUUUGAAAGAAAAGGUUUUAACAGUGGAGAAGUUAGUAUAUUUUUUAUAUUUUUUGUAACAAUUGCUUUUUUCAGGGGUGGGGCAGGGAGAAAGGGUUCGUAUUUUAGUGUCAACGAGUCCAAUAGAUUUUUAUAUUUCCCUUCAGACAACAGCCCUAAAAACUUUGCAAAGUUUACAUGAUUUUUAAAGAUGCUAUACAUUUGUUACACCUAAGAAUGAACACACACACACACACACAAUACAGUUUAAAAAAAAAACAAAACAAGCUACUCUAGGGUGGGUAACUUCAGUUAAAGGGACUUAGAGAGUUGAGUUUUCUGGACCUUUUGCUUUGGUUGCCUUUAUUUUUCUGGCUCCAAAGUGGGGUGGGGGGAACCCAGUCAUUCGUUGAUUCCUGUGGAGCUUUUCAUCGAAAAUGUAAGGUUUUUCUACUGUGUCGUUCACCACAUCUGUCUGUAUUGUAGCCAGCGGAACAGACCUCAUGCCUAGAAAAUUCACUCAGUGGUAAGUCCCUGGAGCUGCAAGCCCAAGUUGUUGAGUUCUGUCUCCAUUGUUAACUGGAGUUUUCCACCAACAGCAAAUACAGACUUAAUUCUGCAUGUUUCCAGUUUGGGUUCUCACAGGGAUCUCCUGAUAUGGUCUUUAAUGAUGUUAGUUAUUAUACUGAAAGUGAUAAACAAUAAAACACGUACAAAAUA